AGCUGCAGCUUACAGUUGACAACAUUGCAUGACUGCUCGGGGCCUGGAAAGUGCUAGAAAACAAAAGCAACCUGUGGAUACUUACAGAGAAGGGGGAAAAAAUUAUAUAUUACUGUAAAAUAAUAUAUUUAUUAUACUAGGUUCUUCUUGGUGUUUGUCAACUUCCUGAGACUGAUAAUGCUCUGUCUAAAGCAAUUAGGAGCAAUUAGCGCUGGCGUUUCGCUCAUUAGACAAGCCGGAAAUUUGGCCAGCGGAAAUGGACAUUUGUUUCGAAGAAAUCUAAAUCAGCUGAUGCACACGAGUGCAGCAGUUUCACACCAUCCACGUCAUCAGCACGUGAUCCUGGACACGGAGACUGAGAUGGACAGUGCGUGUGCAGGGUCUGGCCUGGAGGAUCUUCUUUUUUACACAAUUAGUCAGGGAGAGGAGAGAAUCUCAGUGGAACGUUUCAUCAGUGAAUUGGAGAGCACAGGAUUAUUGACUUCUGACCCUCGGCUGAGGGGCUGCAUGCAGCAGCUCCAUCAUGCAGUGCAUGAGUCUACUGGGAAAGCAAUGAUGGACCAAGCGCUCUUCAAGAAAUGUGCUGGCAGUAAUAUUGUUUUGCUCACUCAAGCCUUCCAGAGAAAAUUUAUCAUCCCAGAUUUCCUGACAUUUGCGUCGAAUAUUAACCAGCUGUACUAUAAUGUACAAACCGAGCAAGGAGGCCAAGUAGCCAACUACAUUCCUCAGCUUGCUAAAUUUAGACAUGAUCUUUGGGGUGUGUCUUUGUGCACUGUCGAUGGUCAGAGGCAUUCUGUAGGAGAUACAAGAGAAGCAUUCUGUUUGCAGUCAUGUAUAAAGCCCCUCGAGUAUGCUCUGGCUGUCCAUGAAUUCGGGACAGAGCAUGUGCAUAAAUAUGUGGGAAAAGAGCCCAGUGGUGUUAAAUUUAACACAUUAAAUCUAAAUGAAGACGAAAAGCCUCAUAACCCAAUGGUUAAUGCAGGGGCCAUAGUGACCAUGUCUCUUCUAAAGCCUGGGUACAAGAAGGCUGAGAAAUUCGAUUAUAUGAUGGAUUAUAUGAAGAGAAUGGCUGGUGGUGAAUAUGUGGGUUUCAGUAAUUCUACGUUUCAGUCAGAAAAAGAGACGGGUGAUAGAAACUUUGCAAUCGGUUAUUAUUUGAAGGAGAAAAAAUGUUUCCCUAAUAGUUCAGACAUGGUAUCAGCUCUGGAUUUCUACUUUCAGCUGUGUUCUAUGGAGGUUACCUGCGAGUCAGGCAGUGUCAUAGCGGCCACUCUGGCUAACGGAGGAAUCUGUCCAAUCACAGGCGAGCACGUGCUGAGUGCAGAGGCUGUGAGAAACACUCUCUGUCUUAUGCACUCCUGUGGCAUGAACGACUUCUCUGGCCAGUUUGCUUUCCAUGUGGGCUUGCCAGCUAAGUCAGGAGUGUCUGGUGCUGUGCUCUUGGUAGUUCCUAAUAUCAUGGGCGUGAUGUGCUGGUCCCCCCCUAUUGAUCGUGUGGGUAACAGUGUACGAGGCGUGCACUUCUGUCAGGAGCUGGUUUCUCUUUUUAACUUCCAUAAUUAUGACAACCUGAGACACUGUGCCAAGAAACUGGAUCCUCGCAGACAGUCUGGCCACGAGCGGAACAAGGCUGUAAUUGAGCUGAUGUUUGCAGCAUACAGUGGAGAUGUCUCAGCACUCAGGAGGUUUGCUUUAUCAGCGGUGGAUAUGGAGUUGAGGGAUUAUGAUUCUCGGUCAGCUCUGCACUUGGCUGCUGCAGAAGGUCAUCUGGAAGCUGUUAAGUUCUUAACAGGGACAUGCAAAGUGAACCCCCAUGUCAAGGACAGGUGGGGAAACACACCCCUGGAUGAUGCUAUAGAGUUCGGAAAAGACAGCGUGGCUGAGGUGUUGAAGGAAUAUCAGCACAUUUAUUCCCACACCCUGAUGCCGGAGGAGAUCAGCACACAAGGCCACGGUGAGGUAGCACUGGAUGCAGACGACCUGGAGAACAUGGAGGCUGUGGACAGGUUUGUGUGAUAGAUGACACCGCUGUUUAAUGAAAAUGCAUUCCUUCGAGGAAUACAGUAAGAUGAUCCAGUAGGAGUCUGCCAGAUGAAAGGGCACUAAACAGGUGUGCUGUUGAUACUGAUGUGAUGUUUAGUGUCAGGCCAAGUUCCCGAAUUAGAUGACACAAUUCAGAUGAACACAACUCUUAAUCAACGCAUUAGGCUACAUUCGUAAGGCUUAUGUGAAAUCCUUACACUUUUCCCUAUUCUGUCAGUCAACAAACCUAAGUAAUGUAAUAAGACACCAGGAAAUGUUCUAACAUGACUUACAUGCAAUGAGUGUAAAUACUACAGUGGCCCUGGCGUCUUUGGAACUAUAAUUAUUUACUGAAACGUGGGCACAUUUUACAGUAAAUGUCAGUAAAAUUGCAUGCUCCUGUAAAUAUUCUCUACAGUUUUAUUUAAAUGCUAGCAUUAUACCACUCGCCUGACCAAGGGUUACUCCUAAAACCUUUUAUAGUUCAAACUCCUACCGUAAAACUGUAAUAGGACUGUAUUACUAUCAUAUUUAAAGGAGAUGGACUCUUUACAGAUAGGACUACUGUUUUUUUAAAGCACUGUUGUUGUACUUUUUUUGUAAAUACAUGUUUAUAUUUCAUGUAUAUAUUUAAUAAUACAGCAAUGUUGUACUUAUAUGCAAGAAUACACUUAGACACUUUUUUUAUUAUAUAAUGCACUGUAGGGUAUUAAGAAUCUCAGUCAAGCGGUCAUUUGACUUCCUUUAGUGAAUUCUUGAAGGUAUUGUAAUGUUGUUAUGCAUUGUUUGUACCCAGAUAUAUACAGUCAGUGUCAUGAAACCAACUGAUGUUAUACUAUCUGAAUGCUCAAAUAAAUAAAAGCUAAUUCUGAUUAAACAAA
Molecule: messenger RNA, 2903 nt
Organism: Clarias gariepinus (North African catfish)
Lineage: Eukaryota; Metazoa; Chordata; Actinopteri; Siluriformes; Clariidae
Gene: gls2a
Product: glutaminase 2a (liver, mitochondrial)
Exons: 18
Coding region: 178-2016 (612 amino acids)
Biological process (GO): L-glutamine catabolic process
Molecular function (GO): protein binding; glutaminase activity
Source: RefSeq, a predicted model, not a curated record